This is a messenger RNA of Ochlerotatus camptorhynchus, 4418 nucleotides long. RefSeq lists its product as uncharacterized. Bases 92 to 4345 code for a protein of 1417 amino acids. Lineage: Eukaryota; Metazoa; Arthropoda; Insecta; Diptera; Culicidae. The transcript is spliced from 7 exons. The record is from RefSeq and is a predicted model, not a curated record.
GAUUCGCACGUGAGUUUGUUUUGGUUCGUCAAUUUGCGCUUGUUUUCAAUAGUUUUAGUGGCGAGAUAUUUGUUGAAUAAAGAAAGCUAACAUGGAAAUGAAGGAAGAAAUUCUGAAGCGUCUAAGCAAUGCGGGCGAGGAUUUCGAAUCGAACCUGGCAUACGGAAUCAAACUAUGGAAGUCGAACAGCUUUUACUACAUGUCCAAGUACGAAGUGAUAUUCGAAUUCUGCCUUGAUCAAGUGGGUGACUUUUUAGAAGGAUUGUCCGGGCUUUCGUCGGCCGAAUUCGACGAAAAGUGGCAGAUUGUGAAUGAAUUUCUGGCUCUGCCGUGCCCAUCUAAUGCCCUUCCACCGAGGUUGAUUCCCAAGUUGAGGAGUGUUUUGACAGAGUUACGAACCAAACAAGGUGAUGCCAUUUCCAAAGCGUUGCUGGAAAGCUGUUUAAUCGUGGCAUUUGAUGUUAAGUACAAAAAUUUCUACAAAUUUGAUUACGAGAGUUACGGAAAGACACUGAAUCUGGCGCUGGAUUGUUAUCAGAUGUACUUGAAGAUGCAUUUUGUGAAGGAAGAAGAGGAGGAAACGAUCAAAAGAAUCCUGGACGAUAUAAGGAUUUACGUAAAAUCGGCCGGAGAUGACGGCAAAUGGAAGAAGGCAUUUACGUUCGCAUUGACGAAUCUGUGCCAAGUGAUUUUGGCAUUGAAAGCGCAUAGGUUAGAUCGGCAUGAAGAGCUUCUGGAGCUGUUGCGGGAUGUGUAUUUCCAGGAUGGGAAAAGUUCGAACUUCAAUCGAGUGCUGGACCAAUCGAAGAAGCGGCUGCUGAUGAGCUAUUUCGAUCCGAGCACAUUGCCGAUUCAUGUGGUGGCUCUGUUGAUUGAAGGAUACUUGAGAGCGUAUCGGGAAAUCAAGUUGGAUGUGCUGUUGUUUUUGAAAUACAUUCUUUUGUAUGUGUUUGUUGAUCCGGAGAAGUCGAUUCUUUCCGAUGUUCAUCAAAUAUUUCAGCUGACAGACUACGUGUUCUAUCUGCUGAAGAAGUACUUCAUCAAGAUUGAUCAGAAGCUGGUGCAGGACUUUGAUUUCACAGGAAUUUUCACGGUUAAAUUGAAGGAAUUCCUGGAAAAGUAUGAAUCAUCAGAAGAACAUCUGAGGGAUAUCUUUUCGUUGAUUUGUACGAUUAAUGAAUACAAUCCGCUGAUACUGGAAACGAGUAUUAUCGACAUCAUUCUUCGAACGAUGUUCAUCACGAAGGGACCGAAAACGGUGGAAAAGUUCCAGGCUAUGUUAAUCUCCACAGUUGGGUUGUACGUAAAGUUGAACCGAAGUGAGAACUUCCGGGAGGAACUGUUUAUGAAGCUCGGAGAUUACCUCGACGAUCAUGAUUUGGGUGAGCGGCUGAAAGAACUGCGAAAAGUGUCGAAUAAAAGAAAGUCGUUGGCAGCUGUGAAUGAAACGUCUGGCAAGCGUAGGAAGCUGGAUGAUGGUGAAGAAGUCAUCCAGAAAGAUUCUACCGAUGAAGAGUGUUACUUGAGAUUGCUCUACCCAUCGCAGACGGAGAAUGCUGCGAAGAAAGUGUUCCGUUUGCAGCUGCAGGACCAGUGGCAAUCGAUCGCGUUUGCUUGGCCGGAUUCCAACGGCCACCUGAAUCAGGCCAUGAUGGACUAUGUGAAAGGUCUGCUCACGAAACGUAGCUUCACUUACUGGAGAAAAAUGCAGGAUUACCUGGAAGAACUGCUUGCAACUCUCAGCGAAGAGCAGAGCGAAACUGAGCUGUUCAAGCUGGAGUUUGCUACCUGCUGGAUGUGUUACUUUUUUGCUGGAAAUACUCUCAUUGAACAGACGAACCUAUUCUGGGAAAAGCUUGGAAAGCAGUUCAUAGAAUUUGACGAACUAAUGGCGAGCUUCGGACGAAUGCUUCUUGAUGGGAGCACCCGAGAUGGUCGAGUGUUCGAUUCGUUCCUGAAGCUAGUCUACUUUUACGGAAACUAUCGAUUGGUAGUACAUUACUACCGACCGGAUUCGAUUGAAGACAGCCAGAACGAUCACAUUCAUCGGUUUUUGAGCGAUGAAGAGUGGAAGCAGUUUGAGGAAUUAGUUCCAUCAUCUGGAUUAGCGUUUCUGAACCGGAUACAUUUGCAGAGGAUUCGCGUUUCGCAGUUGAACGCCGAGUCUGGGGAGGAAUUGGAGCAUCAUUCUGAGCUUGUAGAGAAAAUCCUUGCCCCGGAAGGUUCCGAUCAGCUACGGUGGUUGCUGUUGGAUCGAUCGACGAACUGUUGGUUCUUGCAGUUGCUCUCGCUGGAGCAGAAGGUCUCCGUCGUUGAUCGUCUCUUGAAUGAUAAUUGUUACGCAGAGAUCGAGCACGUCGUUGAACAGCUUGCCGACGAUCACGUCCUGAUGGAAGUGGUAGUACUAUCCACCUAUAAGAAGAUCGCCGAGACGGUCUUCGGUCAAUGUAAAUCCUCGGUGACCCGAAAGUUGUCCUUUGACGGGAUAUACGAAUUCGAUGAGGAUGGUACCAUGGGCAGGAUUCGGAAGCUACUGGAGAAGAAAGCAGAGAAGAAGGACGCGGUGGUUGCUGUGAGUAAUGUGGAUCAAUUGAGAGAUCUGCUGAAGAUUUUGAGUGAAAUUCGGAUUGACGAGAUCGCUGAGACAGAGAAGACGAUCAUCGUUGCCGUGGGUAUCCUGGUCUUCACCGACGUGAUGACCUGUGGGGAACCAGAUUUGAUCACUUUGCAUGGCAACAUUAUCAAUAAACAACUGACAUUCGGAAUGGUGCCAAAUCUGCUCAAGUUCUUGGACAUCGACACGUUAAUUCGUAUUUUCGGACAGUCAUCUCCCGUGAUGGUGGCAUUCAUCCGGCAAACAGCUGCCUACCUAACAGAGGAAGCAUUCGCCAGUAUACAAGCAAUGUUGGAAAACUUCCUCCAGCAGAGCGACGAACGUUUCGAGCUGAUUCUGUCCAUUUUCUUCUACUUGCAAAAGAGCAAUGCCAACCGAAGAAAGUUGAUUCCUGCGGAGCAGUUGAGCGAGCUGAUUGCACAGUACGUCAGUGCGAUUGAGGCGUUCAUCGCCAGCAAAACGGCGAAGAAGGUGCGGAAAUCGGACCUGGAUAUGUUCAACAACCUACUGAAAGGAUGUUCCUUGAUCAUUCACUACAAAGCCGUCUGCAAGAAGGAGCUGUCGGAUGACUUGCGCGAGGUGUUGCUGCAGUACAUCGAUCAAGCGCUCAAAGUGGACAGUCUAUCUUCGAGCACCCUACUAACGAACGCUCUCCAGCACAAAGCCUUCCUCAAGCUGGACCCGGAACGAAUCGAUCUGGUAGUGGAAAAUCGGUGGUCCGGUUUCCUAACCCAGUUGCGGAACGAAUGUCAGAAUGGUGCAGAUUGCACAUCAGCAAACGACUCGGACGUCGACUCCCUUCAUAUGCAAUCGAAAAAUGUCAAGGUGUUCGCUGCUUUCCUAACGCACCACCAGACGGCGAAAAAGCUUACGGUACGGUUCAAUCAGCUGGAGAAGGAAGCCGCUUCGGAUCGAAGCUACCGAACCAAACAGUUCGUUCUGAGGGUUUAUGCCGUAUUUGCAAAGAAUGCCUUCGGGUCGGGAGUUUCGCAGGAUGUGGAAAAGGCAUUCGUUAGAUCGUUCGGAACGGUAGUGGCCGAUGAGAUCGUACCGCUGUGCGUGAUGAAGAAAUUAUUCGACGAUCGUAUUUGUUUGGAGGAAAUCCUCAGCUGUCUUUCGGCGGUCGUUUCCAACCCUAAGCUCACCCUGGUACCGUCUAUCAUGGACAAUAUGUUGGAAUUCCUGAGCUGUAUCAACAUCAAAAAGUGCGCCGUCAAAGACGGUGAGGAAAAGGUCUUCUACCAGCUGCAUCGGUUGAUCAGUGACGUUUUGUACCUGAUGAUGAUCAUCAGACCCAACUACGUUGCCAAUCGCCUUCCGCAGUACUUUUACGUUUACAACGGGUUGAUCGCUUCGAUUAUCUCCUACAAGGAAGAUCGCCCGCUCGAGAAACCUUUGAAUAGUUUUGAAAUUCUAACACUGUCGGAUCUGUUGCUACCACUGGAAAAGAUCAUGAGUCACGCCGGGCAGAAAGUUGCUAAAGACCUCCGCAUCAUGGCCCCGUACGUGCUGGCGCAGAUUAUCCACUUCAUCAUUCAGAGCAAACGAUCGACGACGCUGCACGAGAAGAUUUCCAGAACCGUUUACAACAUCUGCUACGGGUUGAUUGAAAUUUACGAUAAGCACUCGUCCAGCUAUCUGCUGCGGACGUGCGACGAGGCGUCGAAGAACGUCUAUACAGAGAUCGUGAAAGGCUUCCGGAAGUAUCGUUCCUUCAAGGGGAAGAUCUAGGCAGGCAAGUAUCGGGAUUUUAUUAUUUUAUGGCUAUAAUUGUGAAGUAGACUAUAUUUUUCUCAGUUCGUAA